This is a messenger RNA of Aspergillus calidoustus, 2112 nucleotides long. The record is from the annotation of a GenBank genome assembly. NCBI's taxonomy places the organism in Eukaryota, Fungi, Ascomycota, Eurotiomycetes, Eurotiales, Aspergillaceae.
AUGAGAGUCAUGGGGAGUUUACUGCAAUAUGUCCUGAGUUGGACUCUACUGAUAUCUACAGCGCAGGUUUCCGCCUAUUCCAUCCACCCAACAACACCCUACAACAGCACAACCCUUACCAACAUUCUAAUCCACACACCUUCUCAACGGAUCUACCCUAAUGCCCCAUUCAACAUAACAUUCACUCUGGCCGACGAUCGCCAACCUCUGAAACUCGCCCUCGAACCAAACCACGACCUCCUCGUUCAAGACUCGCAGAUUCGAUACAUCGAUCGCAAUGGCCUUGCUCGUCGAACAGAGGUGAUGCAGCGGCAUCGCCACCGUGUCUUCAAAGGCUCCGUACUAUCAGGUAAUGAGAUCACCGGGUGGAAAAAAGUCGGCUGGACGCGAAUAUCCGUUCUGCGUGAUGGAACCAAUCCGCUCCUUGAUGGUGCGUUCAGUGUGCAUGGCGUACAAUACCAUAUCAAGGUCAAAGACGGAGCAAUGGUCGUUUCUUACGAAGCGGAGGACCAGGACCCCAUCCUGAGCGCGGAGAGCCUCACGAAUAUUACAGACAUAGACACCACACCACACUUUGCCCCGCAAAAGCGCCAAUUCGGCUUUAAUCCUAACCCGCCAAACCUCGUCGACACAAUCGGCUCAAUAGACGGCUGCCCAACAGAUAGGCGCAUCGCACUCGUGGGGAUAGCGACAGAUUGUGCAUUCACGGGCACAUUCUCCUCCCAAGAGGACCUGGUCGACAGCGUGGUGAGCAUGGUGAAUACGGCCUCCGCCGUCUUUGAAGAAACAUUCAACAUCGCCCUCGCGGUCGCGAAUCUCACAAUCGAGGAGGAGGAUUGUCCUUCCUCUCCGUCGUCGGAGUUACCCUGGAAUGUCGGGUGUGCGAGUGGGAUAGAUCUCAAUUGGAGACUGCAGCAGUUCACGACCUGGAGGGAGAACUCGGGAGGGAGUGAGAACGCGUACUGGACGCUUAUGAGCGGGUGUCCGACAGGGACAGAGGUUGGUGUCUCAUGGGUUGGUGAGCUGUGUCACGAGGAGCUGAGUGCGAAUGUUGUUGCACUCGCGCAGAAUCAGUGGCAGGUUUUUGCCCACGAAUCGGCCCACACCUUCGGCGCCUACCAUGAUUGCGACGCGAGCACCUGCAGCAUCGCGGGCGGCAGCCAAACUUGCUGCCCCUUCUCAGCCUCCACCUGCUCCGCCAGUGGCAACUACAUAAUGAACCCCGUCUCCUCCUCCCCGCAGCGCGAAUUCUCCCCCUGCUCCGUCGGAAACGUCUGCUCGGGGAUGGACUCCGGGCGCGUGAGCACGAGCUGCCUCACCACGAACGCGAAUACACCACCGACGAUUUCGGCAGGCGAGUGCGGGAAUGGGAUCGUCGAGGUUGGCGAGGAGUGUGAUUGUGGCGACGAGUGUGAUGGGAAUGCGUGCUGUGAUGGAAGCACAUGCCGGUUUCGAGGAAACGCAGUCUGUGAUGAUGCGGAUGGGUCGUGCUGUCAGGGAUGCCAAUUCAGAGGACGGGGGGACGUGUGCCGGGCAGCGGUGGACGAGUGCGAUGUUGAGGAGACGUGCGCGGGGGAUGAAGCGGCUUGUCCGAGUGAUCGCUUUGAAGAUGAUGGGCAGUCCUGUGGUGCAUCUGGGGAAGGGCUGUUCUGCUCCAGUGGGCAGUGCACGAAUCGCGAUCUGCAGUGUCAGGCGAUGAUCAACGGAGACAACUCGACCGUUUCCUCGUGUGGAAAUUCAACAUGUGUCCUGUCGUGUGGAUCCAGCCUCGCCGAAGGAAACUGUGCGCGGGUUGGGACUGUGCUUGAUGGAACACCCUGCGACGGGGGCAUGUGUCGCGGCGGCCAGUGUCGAAGUCGAACUCGUACAGGCGACAACGGUGGCGAGUCAUGGGUUCAGCGCAAUCUCCAGCUAGUGAUUGGGCUGUCGGCUGGUAUAGGCGGUUUCCUGCUCCUGUUGAUUGUGUCUAGCAUUGCGUACUGUUGUUGCUGUCGACGCCGGCCGAAGACCGUGCCGAACCAGGCGCCUCUUCCUCCUGUCGUGGGGUAUGCGCCUCCACCAUAUUCCCCAAGACCGCCGGUGCGUGCGACACCGUACUAUCGGUAUGCCUGA